CUAAGCGAAAGUAAACAAACAGGGUGCCAUAAAUAUGCCAUAAUUAUUUUUGUAAAAGCACCAAACGUUGGUGCAGUAAAGUUCGAUGCACAAACAGACACAUUUGAAAAUAUAUUCUCCCGCGUUCAAGCACGUAACGAACGGUGGGCCUAGGGGGGCAUAUUAUACCCCUCGCAAAUUAUUUGUGCCUUCUCACCCUGUGUAGUUCGCUUGAACUCGUGUGGUUGUCUUUAAAUCUGGUAUACCUACAAGCUGUUCCACAAUGAAUGCCGACUAUCUAUACUUGUACAUCAAAAAGGAGACCUCGGAAUAUUGUCUUAUUUUUAAAUUCUGUAUAUCUACACCUCUUACACCUAUGUCCUGUAGAGUGAAAUGCUCGGCAAUAGAGGCUACAUACACACCGCGCACUACUUACCUCAUGAUGUCGAAUAAUUUAAUUGUGCUUCUCAGUGGCAAAAGAAAAACUGGAAAAGAUUAUAUAUCGGAAAAAUUAUUAAAGGCGAUUGGAGAAGACAAAUGCGCCAUCGUAAGAAUUUCGGAACCUAUCAAAAGUCAAUAUGCGAAAGAACACAAUCUGGAUUUAUCAGAGUUGAUGAGUCCUAACAAGUACAAAGAGGAAUAUAGGAAGCAAAUGAUCAUAUGGAGUGACCAGGUACGGAGCCAAGAUCCCAGUUACUUUUGUAAAAUUGCAUGUAGUGAAGCCGUGCCCAAACCCAUAUGGAUUGUGAGCGACAUUCGGCGAAAAACAGACAUCAAAUGGUUUAAAGCAACUUACGGUGGACAAAUUAGGACUGUACGAAUAUCUGCAACUGAGCAGACUCGUGUUAAUCGGGGAUUUGUCUUUACUAAAGGUGUGGAUGAUGUAACUUCGGAAUGCGAUCUAGAUGAUUACACCGAAUGGGAUUUGUGUGUCGCCAAUGAUAGCAGCGAGGAAUGUGACUGUGUAAUUAACAAAAUUUUGAGCUUGAUCAAUAUUGUAUAAGCUAUUCCAUUCAUUUUUUCAAUUACUUUUAGGCUAUAGAUAUUAUUUCUAUCAUAAACACACCAUAUUUGUCCAUUUGGGACACGAACGGUUAUUAUUUGACUAUUUGUUUAUGAGGUAUUACUGAAUGUGUAGAUUUAUACACCUUCAUUAUAGGUAUCUGUAAUAGCAUGAAAGUAUGACAUAAUUUCUGACCAUUUUUAUUAUUAUUUGUACCUACAUAUACCAGUAUUGUACUUAAAAGAUUAACAAUGGUGUUAGAUAGGUAGGUAAUAUCAUGAUAGAAAUAAAUAGUAUGAUAUUGCGCAUGUGGGCGGAGUUAUGGGAACGCCAGGUGACGUCACGCGGUGAAUUAGUUUGCAAAAAAUGCGGUGUUCAGUGGUUGGAUGUACUACAGCUAAUGGAUUAAAACACUUUUCAAGUGAUUUAAUGUUUUUUUUGGAUCCCGAAUGAUGGAAAUUUUCAAAAGCGUUGGCUUGUAAAUGGGCAGGUCACAUUAACGUGAAAACUUUUUUUUCUCCCUAAACCAAUUAAGAAAUGUUGAUAUUUUCAGUAGAAUUUAGUAAAAAAUUUAAAUUCAAAUUUUAAGUUCCGCGUGACGUCAUUCGUGGACUGGACGAAUUUAAAUCGGAAAUCUUGCAUGUAUGAAUGACAAACUUGUGCAGAGUUCCACUUUUGUUUAUUAUACUGUGUCCAGUUUUAUGGAUUGUGGCAAAAUUUAUUAAGAUUUAAUUUAUUGAGCAAUUGAAACAGAAAAAAAAACAGUGCAGUUCUGUAAUAAUUCACAAUCAUCGCAUAUAUUUUAUUAUUUACAUUCAUGUUGUAAACAGGGUGUUGGUCUGGUAACUAAAUAGAUCGGUUGUGGCAAUUAAAUCAUUUAUUUAAUAGUUUGUCUUACAAUUCAAAUUAAGAGCAUUUCUUUCGAGACUCCUCACAACUUAAUCGAAUGCAGUUUACUGAAUCUCGUUUAAGCAACUACUGUAAAUUAUAAUCACUUAAAUGGGCGAGAUGAAAUUUCUAAACUAAUACUUCUAAUUAACCCCCAUUGACCCAUGGAAUUUCUCAGGUCAGGCGAACAGGUCCCUUAUCAACUGAUACCGGCGCAAACCUGCAUGGCCUUGCAGUUUGAAUACUAGUUUUAAAUUGACAUAGGAAACCAAAAUCAUCUAAUAAUUACUUAACGGGACUGAAAUUCUAAAAUAUUAAUUCGUACUUUCGGACGCAACAAAGAUAAUUGAAAUAUCUUGACGGAAACGGUUGCAAACGGCGAAGUAAUUACAUCUUUUGUUGCUUUUCUGGGAAAAAAAGGAUUGUCAAUUAUUUUUAGAAUCAAAGAUACUAUGGUAAACCCAUUCAUUGAACAUGAUAUUUGGUUACACAGUUGGUUAUAUCAAUAUUAUUUUUGAUUUAAAAAGAAAUUAUUCCUAAUUGUUGUCAGAAUACUUUGUGAUGACCAAUAUAUAAAGUUAUUGAUUAUAAUUGUUGUUCAACUGUUGAUAUCUCACAUUCUUAAUUUACUAGAUAUCUUAUAAGGGAUCUACAUUAUCAUCAUUAAGCGUUGCCCCAUAAUGCAAUUCAUUGUCUUUUAUGUAUGCCCAUGACAUGUGCUCUGUGCUAAACCCAAUUCCAACAUCUCCAUCUUUGGAAAGGGUGAUAGCACCGGCUGUGUUAUGUAAACGUUCUGUCAUUCUCUGAACACAAUCAGUUGUUGCCUUCUGUGCAGUUUUUCCGUACUCCAUGUCUCUUAUAAUAGCAUGAGCUAAACAGAAUUUAGCCACGGUUUCACCAUGACCGGUUGUCGAAACUGCCCCCACAUUGUCGUCAGCAUAUGUUCCACUACCUAUCAUACAUGUAUCACUGCUACGACCGACUAGUUUCCUAGCUCUGCCGCCUGUAGAGGUCGCUGCAGCUAAACGACCUGACUCGUCUAUUGCCAGGGCGCCAACAGUCUCUCCGGCGAUUUCCAGUUUUUCUUUUUCCCAAUUCCUCUUUCGCCGAUCGGUAACUAAGCAACCAGAAGGCAAGAGUGGAACGCCUUGUUCGCGAGCGAACCUUUCUGCACCAUCUCCGGCUAGUAAAACAUGAUCUGUUUUUUCCAUAACAAGACGGGCCAAGCUAAUAGGAUGUUCUAUGUUCUUUACAACGGUUACAGCACCGGCGGAUAAAUCAGAACCCACCAUAACACUAGCAUCCAUUUC
Messenger RNA from Photinus pyralis (common eastern firefly), 3180 nucleotides. RefSeq names its product phosphomevalonate kinase. The transcript is spliced from 6 exons. Gene Ontology annotation, cellular component: cytoplasm. Gene Ontology annotation, biological process: isopentenyl diphosphate biosynthetic process, mevalonate pathway; cholesterol biosynthetic process. The record is from RefSeq and is a predicted model, not a curated record. Gene Ontology annotation, molecular function: phosphomevalonate kinase activity. NCBI's taxonomy places the organism in Eukaryota, Metazoa, Arthropoda, Insecta, Coleoptera, Lampyridae. The coding region runs from base 263 to 982 and encodes 239 amino acids.